CCGCUUGAUGCUCCGGCCGCUCCUACGAUCAGCUGAUCAACCUAACCUAACUGCAACCGACACUAACCGACGUUCCCAGUUCUCGCAUUUGAGUCGCGUCGGCGAUCACGGCAAGGUUAGCACGCCGUUUACUAGUUGCUGUGAUAUGUCUAUUGUGGACAUCAAACCAGAUAUUUGUGUACGUCUAUAUACGAAAUAUUCAAGAUGAAUGACUCCUUCUUGGAAGAGCUAGAAUUAAUACCAAAAGAAUCCAAGAAAACAUCUCAGCAACUUGAUCGCCACAUAACCACCAGGCAUGCUACUUCGUCUCCGUUACUUCACUUCUCGGAACAAGAUGAGAGAGACAACGUUACGCGACAAAGGGAACAUUUCACGAUAUUCCCAGGUACGCCUGAUAUAAAGAUUAUAGAUAAUAAAGAGCCUUUUUUGAAAAAUUCCAAAAAACAUUCUGAUCAAAAUGUGAGAAAACAUUCUGCGAAUGUAAAAAUGUCAGAGAAAGCUGAGAAGACCUCAGACAGCAAAGGGAAGCCUGUAGAUAUGAAAAUAAAAAUGGGUAAUAAUAAUCGGCAGAGUGUCAGCGGAGAACACAAAAUAAAACUGCAUGAAACUAAGUAUCCUAAGACAUCUGAAAACAUAGAUCGUAAACGACGUUCAGGAUCACUUAAAGAAGCCGCUUAUUCGACAAGUAUUUCUUCUAAGGAGAACAGACGUUCUCUCGAUUCUUCUAAUAAUAAUUCCUCGGAUACCUCCAGUAAGGAAAACAGUCGUCCGUCAGAUUCUUCCAAAGAGGCUGGUUCUCACAAUCCAACUAAAGAGAAGGAUAAGUUGGCCGAUAAAUCGAGGAAAUCAGGUUUUAAAGUACAGGAUCAAGAUCCAGUUGUUUUACUUACUGCUAUCAAAGAAUUGAUAAGCUCAUACACCAAGCAGGAGAGCACAAAAAUUCUACGCGCUAUGCAGGAGCUACAUAUUAAUUCUCAAGCUACCUUGAUAAAAAAUCUUUUGAGUCAGACGGAUGAGUUGAUUAAAGAAAUGCAUCCCAGCAAAGAUUCGGCUAAAAUGAGAGCAUUGAUUGAGGAGAAUGAGCAAUUGCACCAGGAGUUGAUGGCCUUACGAAUGCGAAACGAAAAUCUGCAGAAUAAAUUAGAGGAACUUGAAUUUUUGAAGCAAGAAAAUGCGAGCUUGAAAUCAAAGUAUAACGAGCUAACUCAGACAUAAUAUCAAACAACUGCGUUAAAUUGGACCACAAAAUCUUUUUAUAUUAUUUUCGUUUUUUUGCACAAAGUGCUAAUCAGGACGUUUACGAUACAUUUUAGUUGCUUGACAUUUAAAAAAAACGUAUUAUAUAUUGCAAGAUUGAAAAAAUAUUUCUCGCGCGAAAGUUGUCAUAAGAGAUUACUAAACUAUUAAUAUUUGCAUUUAUUUUUGUCUAAUGCCAUGAUAAUAUAAUAUAAUCUAGUAUAAAGAUCACAUUUAAGUAUUGAUUAUACAUAUAGUAAAGUAAGCGUUUUGACUUAUUAAAAUUUAAUAUCGAUGACAUUAAAAUCAUUAAAAUAAUUUAUUUUUUUACAAAAAAUGUUAGACUACAGUAGUUUUUAGAUAUAUGCGCGCAACUAUUUUAAGAGUUUUCUAUAAUAAAAGUUUUGUAAUAUUUAAUAAAUGAGUAUAUUAACUUA
Messenger RNA from Wasmannia auropunctata (little fire ant), 1673 nucleotides. RefSeq lists its product as uncharacterized. Bases 205 to 1215 code for a protein of 336 amino acids. The transcript has 2 exons. The record is from RefSeq and is a predicted model, not a curated record. NCBI's taxonomy places the organism in Eukaryota, Metazoa, Arthropoda, Insecta, Hymenoptera, Formicidae.